AUGUGCGAGAAUUGAUUACUGAAGUAAAACGUAGGAGGAAGUAGUGCGUCCUAAGAUGUCUGCCACUUCCAGGGCUGAAGCGAAGAUAGGGGAGACUUUACAGAAGGUACGAGGUACCAUAAAAGAAGCUGAUGCAGAUACUUAUAUAUAAAUGAAGUUGCAGUAACACGAUGACUACAUCUGAAAUAAGAUUAUUUCUGUCAUGGGUUGUGGGACAAGCAAAGUUCUCCCUGAACCUUCAAAAAACCUCCAGCAGGACUUGGUGAAAAAAGUGGAACCUUGUUUGGACAGAAAAAGUGACCAAUAUAAUAAUUGUAUUACAGACAAAAGCCAGACAUUUCUAAAGGAUGAUUACCUAUCUCACUCACUGCCUAAUGGAGACUUGAAGUGUCAUGUGGAAAGUGCACAUUUAAGGAGACACAAAAUUGCUAAGUACAGGGCCAAGUUUGACCCACGUGUAACUGCAAAAUAUGACAUAAAAGCUCUUAUUGGACGAGGUAGUUUUAGUCGUGUUGUAAGAGUAGAACAUAAGGCCUCUAAACAGCCAUAUGCUAUUAAAAUGAUUGAAACUAAAUGCAGGGAAGGAAGGGAGGUAUGUGAAUCUGAACUUAAUGUUUUGAGGCGAGUUCGACAUACCAAUAUUAUUCAACUGAUUGAAGUAUUUGAGUCACAGGAAAGGGUUUAUAUGGUCAUGGAGCUUGCAACAGGUGGUGAACUUUUCGAUCGUAUAAUCACCAAAGGCUCAUUCACUGAAAGGGAUGCCACUCAUGUAUUACAGAUGGUUUUGGAAGGUGUGAAAUAUCUGCAUGCACUAGGCAUCACUCACAGAGAUCUAAAACCUGAAAACCUGCUUUACUAUCAUCCAGGUAUUGACUCCAAAAUAAUGAUAACAGAUUUUGGACUUGCAAGUGCUCAAAAAAAAGGGGAUGACUGUUUGAUGAAGACAACCUGUGGAACACCAGAAUAUAUUGCACCAGAAGUUUUAGUAAGAAAGCCCUACACCAACUCUGUAGACAUGUGGGCUCUUGGAGUCAUUUCUUAUAUUCUUCUAAGUGGAACUAUGCCAUUUGAAGAUGAUAACAGGACCAGGUUAUACAGGCAAAUUCUGAGAGGGAAAUACAGCUAUUCUGGAGAGCCAUGGCCAAGUGUCUCAAAUCUGGCUAAAGACUUCAUUGAUCGCCUUUUGAUGGUGGAACCAGGACAGCGGAUGACAGCCACACAUGCUCUUAAGCAUCCAUGGAUAGUAAGCAUGGCAGCUUCUUCAUCAAUGAAAAAUCUGCAUCGCUCUAUUUCACAAAACUUGCUAAAAAGAGCAUCUUCUCGCUGCCAGAGCACAAAAUCUUCACAAUCGAUCCAUUCUAGUCGGUCUACAAAGUCUAGUAAAUCACGGCGAGUGAGAGAACGUGAGCUUCGAGAGUUGAAUUUGCGUUACCAGCAGCAUUACAAUGGCUGAAAGAAUAGUGCUCAAGAAACCAUAAGAGUACUGUGUGGGUUUUUUAAAAGAAGUUUAGAGGGUUUUCAGUAUUAACCAUCACAACUGUCACGGAUAAGCAUAAAUGAAUGGUAAAUAUACACUACUGUUACAGACUGUGUUUCUUGCAGGUGCUUUAUCCAAACCAAAAUAAACCUUUAAACAUAUGUUCUUGUAUUAACAUUUGCCAAGUUUUUUUACACAGUUGGAUAUUCCUUUAAUGUUACACACUUGUUUGUGUAUAUCAUAAUAUAUAUUAUAUAUAUAUUGUGGUCAAAAAAUUAAUGUUUAGAAAAAGAGUACUGCACUUUCUGGGACUUGAGUUUUAUUGAAAGAAAUCCAAUGUUUCGGGCAAUAACACUGCUCUUCCUCAGGGACAAACCAACAGACUGUUGACCAACAAACAAUAUACUGUAUAUGUGCCAAAGUUGGCAAAUUGGCACAGUACUAGAUACUCUUGCCCAGGUUGUGUUCUGUUGGCUUGGUGACACUGUCUACUUACUGCAAUGUGUCUGGCUGGUUCUCUCCCAGCGUUCUGACGUAGCUUUUUGUGUUCUUGUACUUAUGUACUUUUAUUUGUUACUUUUGUUUCUCUCUACACGUUGAGGGUAUCACUCUUUUACUUCUCUUGGUGUAACAUUGGUUCCAAUCACAUUUUUAUCAGUUUCAAGUGUUUUGAUACUUUGUAUGUAACACAUUACACAGUAAAAUGGUCGCUUUAGUGAUUGAUAACUUUAUUAUUUGAUUUCUGGCUGCUUAUUAAUAUGGGGCACAUUCAUCAAAGUACGAGUUCGAAUCCCGAAAUGGGAAAAAUUCGGAAUAGAUACGAUAAUUUCUGAUGAUUGCAAAUAUCACGAAAAUGCUUAUGAAAAAAUUGGAGUAGUCACGAUAAAAUCGUAUUGGCCACAAAAUUUUCGUAUCGAACAAUCGUAAAUGGCGGGAAAACCUUUGAUCCUUCUGUGCAUGAUUUUGGAAGUCUCCCAUAGGACUCAAUGGCACUCUGCAGCUCCAACCUGGCCCAAGGAAAGUCACGAUACCGACGCUUGAAUGAAUCUGAAACUAUCCUACUCCGUGCGACAAUAUGAUUCGCACAAAUUUUGUCACAAAGUACAAAAAAAGUCACAGAAAAUACGCACAGUAUGACCAAAUAUGAUUUUUUUGUAUUUUGUACCUGUUGUACAUUGAUAAAUGAGCCCCUUAGUGUUUUCUUUUCUGUUUUGGUUGCUAUGGUUACUAAGGCCCUUUUUUCGGAUGAGGGUGUAUAUUGUGUUUGUGGGUCUACAGUCCGCUGGUUUGUCCCUAAGGAAGAGCUGAGUUACUGCUGGAAACAUUGGAUUUCUUUAAAGAAAAAUCUUUUCUUUACUCCCAGAGAGUGUGGUAUUUUUUUUUUUCUUGCACUUAUGAUUGAAUAAAUAUUUUUGGUUUAUUUACUCAAGACCCGUGAGUGCAGAAUUUUUUUUUGAUAGAUAGAUAUAUAUUGGCUUAGACACACACUUAGCAUAAUGCCUGGGUGCAAACAGUAUGAAUAUACCAAAACAUGGAAAUAUCUCUGUGCAGUAACCUUGAUAAAGGUCCCGGGUGAGGGCCCAAUAAAAGUAAAGUUCCUGGUGUGCAUAAAUACAUAUCUUUUCAGGUAGAUUGCCCCACCACACCAAGAACUGCUUCUCAUUUUGGUAAAUUGUAAAAGAAAACCCUCUGGCAUAUUGCUGCACAACAUUACCCUAAAACAAGUUUUGUGCUGACUAAAAGAAGGUAUAUUAGAAAAAAUAGAGGUAUAGGCAUCGAUAACUUAUAUUCUGUUUAAAGAAAUGACAGUAAAAGUUUCCUGUGUAAAGGGUAAAACAUAUUUGUUUGCUUUUUUUAACAAAAAGAAAAAAUUACUUUUAAAGUAAUCUUUCAAUUUUGUGACCAAUGUGAACAUCUUUUAUAUGUAAUCACUGAACACUUCUAGUGCCUUAGAAUCUACAGUACCAUACCUGUGCUAUGGUCUCUUUAAAAAGUAAACUCUAGUUUCUUUGGCGCUAAAAUAGGCAUGUAUCAAAUCAUAAUUUGACAAUACUGUACCAAAAAUGUAUAAUAUAAAAUUCCAAACUGUAUAAAAACUUUACUGUAUAAUAAAAUAAAGUCCAAAGCCUA
Xenopus tropicalis (tropical clawed frog) is the source of this 3607-nucleotide messenger RNA. RefSeq names its product protein serine kinase H1 (gene pskh1). Gene Ontology annotation, cellular component: Golgi apparatus; centrosome; endoplasmic reticulum membrane. The record is from RefSeq and is a predicted model, not a curated record. NCBI's taxonomy places the organism in Eukaryota, Metazoa, Chordata, Amphibia, Anura, Pipidae. The transcript is spliced from 3 exons. Bases 203 to 1453 code for a protein of 416 amino acids. Gene Ontology annotation, molecular function: kinase activity; transferase activity; protein serine/threonine kinase activity.